Messenger RNA from Helobdella robusta, 450 nucleotides. RefSeq lists its product as hypothetical. The coding region runs from base 1 to 450 and encodes 149 amino acids. The transcript is spliced from 2 exons. Lineage: Eukaryota; Metazoa; Annelida; Clitellata; Rhynchobdellida; Glossiphoniidae. The record is from RefSeq and is a predicted model, not a curated record.
AUGUCGGUUGAACUGAGUAAAGUCUGGAUUAGCAAUGACCUGACACCUGAGCAAAGAAGUGAAUUAAAGAAACUGGUACCUGAUGCUAAAUCGAAAAAAAAUCAAAGACAAUUUUUUAUACAGAGUCAGAGGUCCUGUGGGAAGAUGGCGGAUUGUGAAGUUCAGAAAUUAACUGAUGAGGGUGUUGUUGACAGGAGGGCCAGUCGGAGGAUGAUUCAUGUUACAGCUCAAAAAUUAACCAUGAAAAAUUACAAUAAUUUAAAAAUUGGCCUGGGGCUCUUCAACAUAAGAUCUAUAAUGUCAAAGUAUGAAAUGGGUCGUCAGAUGAGUUUGCUGUUCGAUGCGCGGUGCCCCCUGGUUAUAAGUUUGUAUAUUACGUUAGAUCUCACGAUCUAUAUCAUGGCUGCUGUUUAUUUCAAGAAAGAAAUCAUUUAUAAACCAGUUGAAUAA